This is a messenger RNA of Coffea arabica (coffee), 1876 nucleotides long. RefSeq names its product strychnine-10-hydroxylase-like. Lineage: Eukaryota; Viridiplantae; Streptophyta; Magnoliopsida; Gentianales; Rubiaceae. The record is from RefSeq and is a predicted model, not a curated record. Gene Ontology annotation, molecular function: iron ion binding; heme binding; monooxygenase activity.
CACAGUAAAGGGACAACGUGGGAAUUAUCUUGAUAAAAGAAAUCUUUCCAUACACUCUGCUAAUUCAACAUUUAUUUAGUACUACUAUAAAUGAAUUAAGCGCCGAAUCGGCCCAACAAAUUAAUCCUACGUUCCCAGAAAGCUGUUUCUGAAUCUUGUGCUAGGAGCCAUGAUGGAAUGGUCUUUCCAGCACCUCAAUGCUGCUGCAGUUGGACUGCUUGCUUUCUCCUUCUUCCUUGUCUACUUUUUCUUCAACAAAGAUGCCAAAAAACAUGGUUCAGUGCCACCAGAAGCAGGCGGUGCAUGGCCUAUUAUUGGCCACCUUCACCUCUUAGGAAGAGGUCCAGAAAAGCUUCCCCACAUUACCUUGGCAGCCCUGGCCGAGAAAUAUGGACCAGCCUUCACUAUCAGGCUAGGAGUGCAUAAAAACCUGGUUGUAAGCAGCUGGGAACUAGCAAAGGAGAUAUUCACCACCCAUGACUUGGCUGCAGCAUCACGUCCGAAUUCUUUGGCAAGCGAACUCCUAAGUUAUGACUAUGCCAGUUUUGGAUUCGCUCCUUACGGUGAUUAUUGGCGUGAGAUGCGUAAGGUAAUCUCCAUCGAACUACUCUCCACUAAACGCCUUGAGCUCCUCAAGCACGUCAGGAUUUCUGAGACUGACCUUUCCACCAAAGAUCUUUACAAUCUCUGGAAUUCUUCAUCAGGCCCUGUCCUGGUGGAAAUGAAGCAGUGGUUUGCAGACUUGAAUCUAAACGUGAUCCUUAGGAUGGUUGUGGGGAAAAGGUUCUUUGGGGCAACAGAUGUUAGCGAGGAGAAAGAAGCAAAGCUGUGCCAAAAGGUGAUGAGGGAGUUCUUUUAUUUAACUGGGCUGUUUGUACUGGCGGACUCUGUUCCUUAUCUGAGAUGGUUGGACUGGGGAGGGUACGAAAGGAAAAUGAAAGUAAAUGCUCAAGAGAUGGACCGGCUAGCCGACGGAUGGUUGAAAGAACAUCGUCGAAAGAAACAGUCGGGCGAGGCCACUAAUGAUCAUCAGGACUUCAUGGACGUCAUGCUCUCACUCACAGAAGGUGCAGAUUUUUCUGCUAGUUACGAUGCUGAUACUAUCACCAAAGCUACUUGCUUAGGUUUGAUUUCUGGUGGGAGUGAUACCACUGUAGUGAUGCUAACAUGGACGCUGUCUUUGAUAAUGAACAACCCUCGAGUCUUGAAGACGGCUCAAGAAGAACUAGACCUGCACGUCGGCAAGGAGAGGCGGGUUACAGAAUCAGAUAUUAGUAAUUUGGUCUACCUCCAAGCCAUCAUCAAAGAAACGCUACGACUAUAUCCACCCGGGCCACUGGGGGGCACCAGAGAAUUGAGUGAAGACUGUAUUAUAGGUGGCUAUCAUAUUCCAAAAGGCACAAGAGUAAUCCUGAACAUGUGGAAAAUCCAGAGGGAUCCUAACGUAUGGCAUGAUGGUCCGUUGGAGUUCAGGCCGGAGAGGUUCCUCACCACACAUAAGCAUAUUGAUGUGAAAGGUUAUCAUUUCGAAUUAAUCCCAUUUGGGGCUGGUAGAAGAAUUUGCCCUGGUAUUAAUUUGGGGCUUCAGAUGUUACGCCUAGUCUUGGCCAAUUUGCUCCAUGCUUUUGACCUCUCAACUCCUUCUAAUGAACCGGUUGAUAUGACUGAGAGCGCCGGAUUGACAAACAUCAAAGCCACUCCGCUCCAACUCCUUGUUGCUCCACGCCUGCCUCCUCACCUUUACUCGUAACUCAGUUUGGAAGGGAUCUAGUAUUUCAUAGUAAAAGCAAUCGUAGAAAUGUUUAUUCAGGACCUGAAUAAUACAAAUGAAUUGCAACUACAUAUAUUCUGUCUAUGAGAUGUUUCUUACUUGUCC